UCUUCUCUCUAUAUAAAAUAAAACCCUCCUUUCUAUCGCUCUUCAUCCGGGUGCUUCUCUCCUCCCUUCUCUCCCCCGUUCAGAUUCGCAUUUCUUUUUAUUAAUUUUCUGAUCAUUGUUUAAGCAUGUUUCGUUAUUGAUGAUUUUCGUUUCUUGAAUAACAAGUUUCUGUGAUUCUUUCUUCUUCUUCUAUGAUUAUUAAUAGUAUCAUGUUCUUUUGUUUUGUGGAUUUCGGUCAUGAUAGUAUCGCAGAAAUUUCCACCUGCCCUGUUUUUCGUUGAUGCUUGAUUAAGUUCUAUUGGUGAAGAAUUAUAGUAGGAAAUAAUAGAAAUAGUAGUAGUAAUUUCAAUUGAGUAUAAUUUUUAAAAAUUUCUUCGUGUUUAAUUUCUAAUUAAAACUGGGAAUAUUUCUCAACGAGAGUUUUAUAUUUAUAUAGAGAGAGGCAAUUCAUUCAGAAAGGAAACACAAAAAGCCACCUCCUCCACUUUAAACAGCUAAAUCGCCACCACCACCGCAACAAAGUUCCGGGACUACCGUCUAAACGACGUCGCUUACAACACCGAUAUCUUCCCCCUCUCAAGCCUCCCACUCCAUAGACAGCUCUCGCUUCAUAAUGCGACACCAGGACCUAAUAAACCGAAGCGCACUCUGCCUCGCGCGCCUCCGUGAAGUAACCGUCGAAAUGGAGUGUCUCCGCCAGGACAACGCCGAUCUUCGAUCUAUCAAUCGCGAGCUCAACAAUCAACUCAGCGUCCUUAUCCAAGCCUCACUCCAUAAACACUACAACGACUCUGCAAGGACGCCGUUUGACAUUGAUAUUGGUUUCCACAAUUUGUGCAACAUCAGCAGCGGAGGAGGUGGAGGUCAUGACAUGUGCGAAGAGGAUGAAAGUCCGACGAGCGUCAUGGAGGCAGGGGGCGAUGAACGGGAGAGGAUUUCGCUGCCUAAGAGUAUUUCAGUGAGGUCUAAUAGCUACUCGAAGAGGAACCAGGAGCAGGCGGCUAGUGCUAGCGUGACUAGGGCCAUCACUCGGCCGAGAACACCAACUCCACUCAACACCGCGAAAGUUUAUGUGCGUAGAGACAAGAAACAGGAGGAGCCACUUGAGCUGGAAGUGUAUAACCAAGGCAUGUUCAAAACAGAGUUGUGCAACAAGUGGCAGGAGACAGGGGCUUGCCUAUACGGCAACCAUUGCCAGUUUGCUCAUGGAAUUGAGGAGCUCCGCCCAGUCAUCCGUCACCCUCGCUACAAGACUGAGGUCUGCAAAAUGGUCCUUGCUGGUGGUAUCUGUCCUUAUGGCCAUCGCUGUCACUUCCGCCAUGCCCUCACUGAGCAGGACAGGUUCCUUAGCCACAUCAAGCCCAGGGAAAUCAAGCCUGACAGGGAGGAUAUCAGGUUAACGUUUGACAAGGGUCCUAUGCUGGAAGGGGAUUGGCGAGUAUAACCUUGGCACUUAACACAAAGCAGCAUCGAGAUAAACCAGCUCACUGGAAGGGGAUUGGCGAGUAUAACCUUGGCACUUCACACAAAGCAGCAUCGAGAUAAACCAGCUCACUGGAAAAUUAUUGACAAGCUCUUCCCUGAUUUUAAUUCCAACUUGCGGGUUCUUUGAAAGAAGCAAGAAGAACCAAGAGAGAGUUACACAGGUUGUCUCACAUGCUGCAAACUUGAAACCAAUAAUACUGUCUCUCACAACUUCAUCAGAGUGUUUUGUUUCAAAAACUUCAUGUUCAGUCAGGAAAAACAUCGUAAUGAGUCAAGCUACUCUCUUCAUCUUUCUUUGUCGUGGCUCUUGUAUUCGGUUCUUCUCUCUUGGCCAACAUAUAUAUAUUUUGCUACAAUUCGAUGUAUGUACAGUUUACUUGGAAAGUCCUAGUUUCUUCUCAUU
Populus euphratica (Euphrates poplar) is the source of this 1888-nucleotide messenger RNA. RefSeq names its product Zinc finger C-x8-C-x5-C-x3-H type family protein. Gene Ontology annotation, molecular function: metal ion binding; mRNA binding. The coding region runs from base 614 to 1444 and encodes 276 amino acids. The record is from RefSeq and is a predicted model, not a curated record. NCBI's taxonomy places the organism in Eukaryota, Viridiplantae, Streptophyta, Magnoliopsida, Malpighiales, Salicaceae. The transcript has 3 exons.